Messenger RNA from Lentinula edodes (shiitake mushroom), 1291 nucleotides. RefSeq names its product kinase-like domain-containing protein. The transcript is spliced from 3 exons. Gene Ontology annotation, molecular function: ATP binding; protein tyrosine kinase activity. Gene Ontology annotation, biological process: protein phosphorylation. Lineage: Eukaryota; Fungi; Basidiomycota; Agaricomycetes; Agaricales; Omphalotaceae. The coding region runs from base 117 to 1100 and encodes 327 amino acids. The record is from RefSeq and is a predicted model, not a curated record.
CUAUACGACCUACCUCGGUCGCAAUCACGUAACAGUCACGGUGGGUCCUGGUGGGUCCUCACAAUGUCAAAAGUGGGGGGCUAAAUUUCCUUUUUGUUCUCUAAUUUCUCCUGCUAAUGCUUUCCGAUGAUGCUUUCCGCUCUGAGCGUGACCGGAUCCGUCGUGAAGAUCUCCUUCGAAGAGAUCAGUCCAAUCUCCUCAAUGAUUCCCUGUUCAUGAGGAUUGAGCACGCACAUAUCGAAACAUGGCAGAAAGAUGGCAAUUAUGUACUUAUACACGACUCCGCUCCUGGAACCCUUUCAGGCCGUAUCUUGAGCCUUUAUGCCGAUAUUCCCCCGUUGGAUACGCACUCACAAAUCUUUGGCGACAGUAUCUCUCCAAUUGCCUAUAAAGAUUGUCCACUGGAACACGAGGAAUUAAAUGAUCUGGAUGGCCUUGACAAUCCUGCUCGCGAAGCUAUCAGCCAGUUGCCUGUCAUUUCUAUUGAUGAGGAACGUCACUUCGUGAAGGAAACGAGAUCUUCUGGAGAGGUAAUGAAUCUUCUCAAAACGAAGGGAGGUCCUCAACUCGUAGAGCUGUUAGGUAGAACGGAGGAUGGCAAGUUAGUAUUUCCCCGUCACCUCGACUUCGCUGCGGGAGUCUUCAUGGAAGCAUCUAUUUCCGUAUAUAAACGAAUUCUCCUUCAACUCGCAAAUGCCAUCAUCUUCCUCCACUCCAGAGGAAUUAUUCAUCGCGAUAUCGCCCUUCGCAACAUUCUUGCGUCCAAGGACCGCCAAAACAUCGUACUUUGUGACCUCGAGUCUCAAUACGGCAGUCACAUGUGUCCUGAAAUUUCUUUCGCAAGAUUUCAGCAGGGACUUCCAGACUCGGGGCUACCUUACUCAGAAAAAUCCGAUGUUUUUUGCUUUGGUACAACGAUGGCCGAUUUCAUUCUAGUAAACCACAUACAAACUCCUUGGCAAUAUUUCUCUGGCAGUUUUAUACCGCCACCGCCUUUUGACGAGAUCGUUCGAGCCUGUAUCAGACGCGAUCCGGUUGAUCGCCCCAGCAUGUCUGAAGUGAAAGCAAUGUUGGAGUCUAUAGAUGUUCCUGCGACUUAGCGAUUGAAAUCAGUGGUGAGCUGGUCUUACUAAAAACCAACUCGAAGUUUGAAAAGCGAGUUUUCAACACUAUUCAAAAUCCUUUUCCUCGAAUUCCUGUCCCGAUAAAGGUGUCUUUAACACCACAAUGAACACGAUGUACACGAUGUAGAGGAAUGAAAUCAUUCUGGUGCUUGUAUAUAACGCGUGCU